AUGAGACUGCCCAGCAUCUUGGGCGCGCUUGUCUUCGUGUCUCUGGUCGCCUCGGACCCGUUCGAUCGGAAACCCCUCUCCUACGCACCAAAGCCGGACGGCACGUACGUGCCGCCGAAGGCACCGGGAGUAACCACGCUCUGGGACUUUGUCAAGUCCAGAAGCGACUUGACCGAGCUGGCGACAGUCCUAAACGGUUCCGCAGGUUUCACCGAGGCGUUCGACACCGCUCCGACGUGGGACUUCACCUUCUUCGCCCCCUCCAACGACGCCUUCACGAAGCACACGGGCCAAUACUUCAACACCUUCACGGCGACGCCCAAGGGGAAGUGGUGGCUCGGGAACCUCGUGCAGCACCACUACGUGCCCAACACGCAGCUCGACACGAGCCUUUUCAACGAGACCGCGACGCGGAUCCAGACGGGGUCGUACUUGUACGUCGGCACGCGGGUCAAGGACGGGAAAUUGUGGCUGAACGACGUCGCGACUGUCACGGAGGGGAACUUGAGAGUCACCAAGGGCGUCGUGCACAUCAUCGACCGCAUCUUGGAUCCCUCCGCGCAGGUCUUCGAAGCCGACCGACCCAAGGCCGGUCAAAAGUUCAUCGCCGGGAGCUCAAUCAUGGCGAACAAGGUGCUGAUGGCCUACGUCGUGGCCGACAUCAUCUUCGCCAUCACCGGAGCCCUCCUUCUCGGUUACUCCGUCAUCAACCAGAACACCCUCAACGAUAUACCGAAAGAAGGCGUAGAGGCCGCUACGAAAUUGCUCACCAAGCAGUUUCCUCUGACCGCCGGUAUCGCGAAUGCCGUCUUCAUUUUCGUCACUUUCCUCUUCACCAUCCCGGGCAUGAUCACCCCCGCCCGCGGCUGGCUCAAGCUCUCAGGCUACCUCGUCACCUUCUGCGGCCUCUUCAGUCUCGUCGUCGGUACCUACCUCUGGGUCCUGACCCUCACGACCAAGGCCGAUUUUGGCAAGCUCUGGAUUGCCGCCGAUCCCAGCGUUCAAGAACUAAUGCAGACUGCCUUCCAAUGCUGCGGAUACUUCAACAGCACGUCUCCCGCCUUCAUCACCGACGUCCAGUGCCCCAGUCCCGCUGCCGCUGCCCUCCAGCGCGGUUGCGCCACCCCGAUCACGAGUUUCGCCAACGUCUUCGUCGACAACAUUUUCACCGGCGUGUACGGAAUGGUCGCCGUCGACGCCCUCCUCGUCGUGUGUACCGCCAUGCUCCUCAAGGACCGCAAGGAGCGCGAACGCUACCGCCACAUCGACGAGAAGGCCGGCUACCGUGGAUUCUAA
Messenger RNA from Colletotrichum karsti, 1296 nucleotides. RefSeq names its product tetraspanin. The record is from RefSeq and is a predicted model, not a curated record. Bases 1 to 1296 code for a protein of 431 amino acids. Lineage: Eukaryota; Fungi; Ascomycota; Sordariomycetes; Glomerellales; Glomerellaceae. The transcript is spliced from 6 exons.